Messenger RNA from Colias croceus (clouded yellow), 1258 nucleotides. Its product is annotated as alpha-tocopherol transfer protein-like. The record is from RefSeq and is a predicted model, not a curated record. The transcript is spliced from 7 exons. Gene Ontology annotation, cellular component: membrane. Gene Ontology annotation, molecular function: phosphatidylinositol bisphosphate binding. Lineage: Eukaryota; Metazoa; Arthropoda; Insecta; Lepidoptera; Pieridae. Bases 280 to 1209 code for a protein of 309 amino acids.
CAUAAAUUCAAUGAAAAAUAAUCCUGUGAUAAAAGAUAUUACAUUUACAAUCAUUAUUUUCAAUUCAAGUAUUAUUAAACCUGAAAAUAAAAAUAUUAAAUAGAGAUCAAAUAAUGAAUGUUUUUUUCAACAAAACUGAUAAGUUUUACAUUUAUCAAUCGUAAUCAUAACGUAUCAUCGUUCGAUUACAAAUAAUAAUUAUGAGUGAUAAUUUUUUAAUGCAACUUUUAUAAAGUGAUAAGGUAGUGUUAGUUCACUGUGAGUCGACAAUCCAACAAAAUGCCUGUACGGCCUCUUUGCCCCGAAUUGGCAGUUAUUGCCGAAAAAGAAUUAAAUGAAGACCCCAAACGUAUUGAUAGUGAUAUCCAGCAUAUUAGAGAAUGGAUUUCCAAGCAACCACAUUUGCACGCCAGGACAGACGACCAAUGGAUUGUAACAUUUUUGCGUGGCUGCAAAUACAGCUUAGAGAGAACAAAGGAGAAGAUAGACCUGUAUUACUCUAUGCGCAGCUUAGCACCUGAAAUAUUUUUCCACUUGAAACACACUGAUCCAAAAUUUAUCGAAAUUCUAGAAUCAGGGUCAUGCCUUCUUCUUCCGAAGUUGGCUGCUCCCAAUGGGCAACGCAUUUUCAUUUCUAAACCCUCUUUACUAAAUGUAGAAAAACACAAAAUGAUGGACGUUUUCGCUGUAACGAAUGUAAUGCAAAGGAUAAUGCUUAUGGAUGAUGACAAUUCUGUAAUUGCGGGAUCUCGAUCAGUAAUGGACAUGGAAGGUUUGAAUAUGUCGUUUUUCCUACAAAUGACACCAUCCUUGAUGAGGAAAUUGACUGUUUACACCCAGGAAGCAACGCCUUUGAGAUUCAAGGGAGGCCAUUACAUUAAUGUAGGCAAUGGAUUUGAAACAAUUUACAACGUCAUGAAAACAUUUUUGAACGAAAAAACAAAAAGCAGGCUUUAUGUGCAUAAUACCAAUUACGAAGAACUAUACAAAUACGUACCAAAAGAGGUGCUACCAGUUGAAUAUGGUGGCAACGGUGGUACCAUACCAGAAAUUAUUGAAUACUGGAAAAACAAGAUUCAGGAGUACAGUGCAUGGUUGGAGGAGGAUAUGCAGUACCGUACCGACGAAUCUAAGAGACCGGGCAAACCACGAUCCGCUGAAGAAAUGUUUGGUGUUGAAGGCUCGUUUAGGCAAUUAGAAUUUGAUUAAAAUAUUGUCCAAAACAUAAAUUAUUGAAUAAAUGGGUGUUGGCUCUUUA